Messenger RNA from Morchella importuna, 1803 nucleotides. RefSeq lists its product as uncharacterized. The record is from RefSeq and is a predicted model, not a curated record. The transcript has 5 exons. NCBI's taxonomy places the organism in Eukaryota, Fungi, Ascomycota, Pezizomycetes, Pezizales, Morchellaceae. The coding region runs from base 1 to 1803 and encodes 600 amino acids.
AUGGCCGCUGACGCGCCAUCUCCCCGUCCCACUGCGGAGGAAGCCACCGCAUCUGCUGAGAACAGCGAAAUCCAGAAUGACGCGACCAAGAGCGCCGCUGUCGCCGACAAGUCAGAUACUGCUGACGCGGUUGUCGCGGACGUUGGAGUAGGUGAAAAGGAGAAGGAAGCCGCCGGCGAGCCCUCAAAGAACGAUAGUGAUGAAAAGGAUGAAGAGAAGGAGAAUGCGGCGGCAACCGAACCCGAGGCCGAUACAGAGGAUGUUUCUGCUCUUGAUGGCUCGACGGAUGUCAAAAAAUCGAAGAAGAAGUCACCCGCUACAACCGCGAAAUCAACUCCCAAAUCUGCCGCGAAGAAAAAGUCCCUUGCCAACCUGAAGAGCAACGGCACACCUGCAAAGGUGAAGAACGCUGAUGUUAACUACGAGCCUGGAAUGCAGGUUUUGGCCAAAAUGAGGACUUUCCCGCCAUGGCCGGCUGUCAUUCUUUCGGAGGAGCUUCUCCCGGAAGCCCUGCUCAAGACCAGGCCUAGCAACAAGAAUCCUCGGACAAAGGGAUCAUCUGCCGAGCCUGCAGAGGUCAAAAGGCAUUGGCCUGUUAUGUACAUGGGAACCAACGAAUACUCAUGGAUGAACAUUGCCAACUUGGAUCCGCUCACUGCGGAGAUUCUUGCUACACCUCCAACAAAUAUCAAGAGCAAGGGACUUUUAGAUGCCUACCAAGUAGCACAAGAAGGAUUUGGCCUCGAGCAGGUUAAGAAACUUCAGGCCAGCGAGGUUAUGGAUGUUGAUACAGCCGAGGAAGACGCAGCCGAGGAAGAUGCGGCUGAGGAAGAAGCCGAAUCAAUGGAAGUUGAUGAGCCAGAGUCAGAAGCGGACAAGAAAUCGAAGAAGGCGAAGAAGCGAAAGCUGUCAACAUCGGAUGAGGAUCCCGAGACUUCAGAGAAACCUGCCAAAACCCCUAAGAAGGCUGCUUCUAAGGCCAAAACGCCAAAAACCAAAACCGCCAAAACUCCUAAGACUCCAGCCAAUGGCACAACGGCCAAAGCGGCAGCCAAGCCCAAGGCUAGCACAGCCAAAAAGGAAAAGGCUGCCCCAGCCCCUAAAAGCGCCAAAAAGAAGACACCUGCAAGAAGCAGCAAGGCCAAGAGCGCGGAAAAGGUCGAUGAGUCAGAUUCUGAGCGGGAAGAGGCUUCUUCUGAGGUUACUAAGGAGGAGGAGAAAGACUCCGCUGAAUUCCAGAUGAAGCAGGUCAAGCAGCUUCGAGGACGGCUACAGCGGGGCUUUCUGACUAAGGAUACACCUCCAUCGGAAAAGGACAUGCCCGAUAUGGCUAGCAAAUUUGACCUCUUAGAAGAGCUUCAGAAUAAAGGAAUCGAUGCUGAAGUCAUCAAGUCGACCAAAAUCAACAAGGUUCUCAAGGGAAUUUUCAAAUUGCCGUCGGUUCCUCUGGAUGAUAAAUAUAACUUCAAGAAACGCUCCGCCGAUCUUCUCCAAAAGAUGAACGUCGUUCUUGCCGCUGAUGGAGCCACGCCAGCCACCGAGAAGACCUUGGCUGUCGGCAAGGAGAAGGAUAUCAAAAAAGCUGCUGAAAAGAAGAACGGCGUCAAGGCCGAUGAGGCGGACCAAGACAAGGAAGAGGAGAAGUCCGAGGAGAAAGCAGAUGACAAGAACGACGAGGAUCCAGCUACCAGCAAGAAAGAGGAUGUCGAAAUGAAGGACAGCGACGUCAAGGCUGCUGACGCUGAGAAGGAGGAGACAGCCAAGGAGGUACCUGAGAAGGAGGCCGUUGAGGCAUCAAACUAA